AUGUGUGUGAAUUCCAGUCUCGAUCCGUACGAAGAUCCCGUAGUUGGAUUGGAGCGAGUAGCUUCAUCGCCGAAUGUGAGUAAUCUGUCUCGACGCAGAAGAGAGGAUGAAGAAAGGUUACGUAGACGUCGACUACAGCAACCACCUCAAGAGUUGGAACAAGAACAUGCGUUGUCAUCUAAGUAUGAAAGCCUCAACUAUGAAGUAUCUGAGAACCAGCUGUAUCGCGAUGAAGAAGCGGAUCCUUACCAUCAUAUGAGGCUAUGGCGACGUUCACGUAAUCGAUGGAUCGUAUGUUUCUUAAUAGGUAUUGUCACUGCUCUUGUUGCGGCGGCUAUUGAUAUUAUGCUACACUACAGUCAAGAGAUAAAAUUUGGCUUCAUCAUCAAAAAUUUGCUGUCUAAGUGUGAUGAAGAAACUGAGCUUACUGGCGAUGGUUGCAUGUGGAAAGUUGUCGCGGCCUGGAUUUGUUAUAACUGUUUACUUGUUGGGAUUGCUGGAUGCUUGGUGAUAUUUUGGGCACCAAUUGCUGGAGGCUCGGGCAUCCCACAAAUCAAAUGUUUCUUGAAUGGCAUUCAAAUACCGGAAGUUGUGAAAUUGAAGACGCUAGUUUCUAAGGCAGUUGGAGUUGCUUGUGCAGUUAGUGGAGGUCUGUCAGCUGGAAAGGAAGGGCCGAUGAUCCAUUCUGGUGCUGUUGUGGGCGCUGGUAUUUCUCAAGGUAGAUGUCAAUCUCUGCGCUUUGAUACUGGCUUGUUCAAAGAGUUCAGAAAUGAUAGAGAACGUCGCGACUUUGUUUCCGCUGGAGCAGCUGCUGGUGUUGCAGCGGCUUUCGGUGCUCCCAUAGGUGGUGUACUAUUUUCCCUUGAGGAAGGAGCAAGCUUUUGGAAUCAGAAUCUGACAUGGAGAAUGGUGAGUACAUAUUUCCUCGAGAUCUUUUAUACAUGA
Cooperia oncophora is the source of this 945-nucleotide messenger RNA. The record is from the annotation of a GenBank genome assembly. Lineage: Eukaryota; Metazoa; Nematoda; Chromadorea; Rhabditida; Trichostrongylidae.